Molecule: messenger RNA, 1245 nt
Organism: Amblyraja radiata (thorny skate)
Lineage: Eukaryota; Metazoa; Chordata; Chondrichthyes; Rajiformes; Rajidae
Product: zinc-binding protein A33-like
Exons: 9
Coding region: 1-1245 (414 amino acids)
Molecular function (GO): protein binding; zinc ion binding
Source: RefSeq, a predicted model, not a curated record
AUGCAUUGCCCGGGACGGCAGCGAGCGCAGUGGACACACGCGAAAAGUAAACUUCAGUGCGAGAAACAUCAGGAAGAACUGAAGCUGUUUUGUAAAACUGACAAGAAACUGAUCUGUUUGAUUUGUGCAACUGCGCGGGAACACAAGUCUCACAGCUUAACGCUGAUAGAAGAAGCAAUUGAAUUCUACAAGGAACAGGUGAAAUCUUCCUUCGAAUCUCUCACAGAAAAGGAAUCAGAGAUCCAGAAAAUUGAGCAGGAACAGAAAAAGAGCAUUUCUGGAGUUCAGGAAGAGUCACACAACCUUCAGUCACUGAUCACAUCCCAGUUUGCUGAACUGCACCAGAUUCUCACUGAGAAAGAGCAGCGGUUACUCGGAGAUGUCCGAGAAGAAGAGGCGAAGAUUGUAAAAACAAUGGAGAAAAAUCUUCAAGAGAUUCAAGAGAAUAUAAAUUCCAUUCAGGAGGACCUAUCAAAAUUACAGGGACAGAUAGACCACAAGGACGGUGUGAUAUUUCUGAAGGAGGAAGCUGGUCGCAAGAGGAGGGUUAUUGAUGAAACCAAACCAAUGUUGGUGGUAGAUAGCGCGUUGCCCAUUGAAAAGUAUGAUCGCACCCUUUUCUACAACAUAAUAUUGAGCGAAACAUCUGAUAUCAUCAAACGAGUCUCCGUCACCCUGGAUGUGGAAACAGCGCAUCAGUGGCUCGAGGUGUCUGAGGAUCGGAAGAGGGUGAGACGGACUGAGACCCGGAGGAGUCUCCCUGACACCGGGAAGAGGUUUACAGCCGGGGCGUGUGUGUUGGGAUCGGAGGGAUUCACAUCGGGGAGACAUUACUGGGAGGUGGAGGUGGCGGGGAGUCGGGGCUGGAGUCUGGGAGUCGCCGCAGAGUCUGUGGAGAGGAAGGGGCCGGUCACACUGACCCCCGAGAAUGGAGUCUGGAGGAUAUGGCGGUGGGAUGAGGUGUUUGAUGCAUUCACCUCCCCUCCAUCCCCUCUCCCCGCCCGUCCCAUCCCCGGGAGGGUGGGAGUUUAUCUCGGUUACGAGUCCGGGAUAGUUUCAUUUUACGACGUGGACACCAAGUCCCAUCUCCACACCUUCGCUGGGAAUAAAUUCACGGAGAAACUUUAUCCUUUCUUCAGGCCUUGGGAUGAAAAGUGGCUGAGAAUCUGGUCCGGUUCCGUUCCGGUGUAUUUUGACAACCUUCCCCGCUAUCCACAAUUUUUGAGUCCUCCACAGACUUACUAA